UAUAUUAAAAUAAUUAAAAAAGGUAACUUGUAACCUGUAACCUAUUACAUUCCCAACCUUCCCAACACUGGAUAUUUCUAGGUACGCUAAUACACAGCUUUGGGUAGUUAUCCAACCAUAGCCUACAUCUUUUGAAUAGGCCUACCUAUCAAAUUUCUCGCGAUUGCAUAUUUGUCCUCUCACCCACACAUGAGGCGCGGAAUCCUCAAACCGGUCAUGCGACGUGUGAGAAACACCCGCCUCAGCUGUAUAGACAAUGAGCGUCCAGAACAGAGAAAAGUGUGUACUGUAGACAGCGGUGCGAACACCUGACGACACAGAGAGAGAGAGAGAGAGAGAAAUCUCCUGCGCGUUAUAAACUCUACAUACUUGAUUUUCGUUGUUUUUGUUAUUCAUUUUUUUUGUCAGUUCGUGGCAUAUCACAUGGAAAUGUUUUUUUUCUAAGAAUAAGCUGGCAAAAUGUCUUCAUUACAUCAAACGCAUCGGACCCAAUAACGAUACAUUAAAUCCAAUCCAGGCUUAACAAGCACCUCCCCUCUGAUGGCCUCCUUCUUACAACAACUAAGACUGCUUCUUUGGAAAAAUGGCCUGAGUGUCACCCGGCAGCCUGCCUGGUCGCUGGCUCUUCUUGUCUGGCCACUUGUGAUCUUUAUUAUCUUGGCAAUCACCCCACAGUUUCCUCCAAAACUCACAGACACAUGCUAUGUGGCACCUAGAAAUCUUCCGAGUGCCGGGUUCUUCCCUUUCCUGCAGACACUCAUGUGUAACACCGACAGUAUAUGCACCAACAAAUCCUACCUAACAGAAGGACAGUCCAAAAUGCACUGGUACACGGGUCAUCGUCAACGAAGGGAUGCUGAAUCUCACAGUUUACCAACACUGCUUCAUGGAUUCCCUCCACUGGCCCAUCUAGAGAAGGGAGGACUGGUUCACUCAAUCCUUAAAAGGGAUACAUCAAAUCCAGAGCUCCUAGAGCUAUGGGAUAGGAUGCUCAAUUCCAGCUUUCAAAACAUUCCCAAUGUGACUUCAGUCAUGCAUACUUUUAACAACACUGCACUUGUUGAUCAGACAAUGGAGUCAGUGUGGGAAUCUGUGAAUGUCUUGAAAAAAUCCUUAUGCAGCUUCUCCAUGACUGCCAUCAACACAUCAGCCAAUUCACAGGAUCUCUUUACAAAAUGCUUAAUAAACUUCUGCAGCUCCAAUGACACUGUUCUGGAAGCAUCCUUACUUACCCUGAACCAGGUGCUGACAGAAAUGCUGCUCAGUAACCCGACAGAAGCAUUGGGAUCGAUUGGAGGCACUGUGGUGGUCCUAGAUAUGCUUCAACAGGAGACGUCAGUGUGGGACUUCCUGCUUGGCCUGCCUGAUCUCUUCUUGAAGCCCACAGAUGAAGAAAUAUUAAAUGUUGGAGCAGGGGAAUUGGAAAACCUUAAGAAUACCUUGACCUUCCUUCGAAGAAGUUUCCCUCAGACCAACAUCUCUACUGAUGCCACAAACCCAGUCAUCACUAAAGGCAUUGGCUUUCUCAACUACAUGAGUGAUUGGAAAGGGAGAGAUGUAUAUUUCAAACUGAGUGAUGUCAUGACCCCAAGCAGCACUGUUCUAUUCAGCUCAGACGUGAAGGACCUUAUCAACCAAAUCAAGAUUCCUCUCGAUCAGAUUGUAGUGCUGUUCAACGAGGCAAACUUUCGUACCUUUUUAUGUGACCAAAACAUCACUGCCUCCUAUUGUUGGAGUUGGGAAGCGGGCCAGGUAUUUGAAGGGGUAAAUACGUGGAAAGUUGUUGAACAGGUACUAUUGGCUUGGAGUCAGACCUCUGCCUCAGCUGACCUGGCCUUCACUAAAGAGGUGUUCGGCAGCUUCCUGGGCCUAGUGUCUCCAUCAAGCCUGGAUGCUUUUCUCAAACACAGCAGGUCCCAGCGCAGCAGUGACGCUCAGCCACAGAGCCUGGGGGAACAAUUAAUCUUCGGAUUAAGCAAUUCAGCAUUUGAUUUUCUACAAGGCAUGCCUGGUUGGGAAUACAUUCAGACUUUUAUGAUGGCUGGCCAUUCGUCAAUGCAGGUGGCAAGAGUUGCAAUGGAAGUACAGCUACCAUUCAUUGAUGUGGUCCUGAAGGAUGCCAAGUAUGUCCAGGAGGCCUUCCUUUCUCUAAUGCAGAAUGAGACAUUUGCUAAUGCCUGGGCUGACCAUGCCAUGGACUCUAUUGUGCAAACCGUGGCCAAGGUUCUAGAGGGUCACACUAGCUGCAAAGACCUUUCUGGUCCCUGGGCUUGGAUGUCAACCUACAGCUCUAUAAACCCUCAGUUGUGGGGCACUCUAGUUUGCGCUGGGAAUGACACACGUCUUGAGGAAAUGCUGUUAACAUCACUUUUGCCAGUAAACGAGAAGGUUCAACAGUUGGUUGGUGUAGUGAAUGGAACUGUAAUGUACAAUGUCACACCCUCAAUACUAAUGGCAGAGUGGCACAGUCUAUACACAACCUCCCUUCAGUAUGUCACUGCCCUCCAGAAAUUGCAAACUGAGUUGAAUGAGGACUAUUUUGCAGCUUGGAUCCCAGGGAACAUUUCAGUUGGAUUAUCCCAGAUUCUGUUGACCAGGGUUACUGGCAUAUUGGAGAACAUGGGUUCUCCGCUAGAGAACAGCUCUCUGUGGCCCUCAAUGGAACCAUAUUUCCAUAUGGCUUAUUGGAUUUUGACCUACCAACCUAAUGCUACUGCAUCACCAAACUGCACUCUUACCCCCACUGCCUUCACCUGUCAGACUGGCUUUACCUGGGAAACAGCUGUUCCUUUGAUUCAUUCUUUGAUCUCUAAAGUGUCAAGAGAACCUGCCAGCCUGUUAAGACCUCUCCAGGGGACAGUGGCUCUCCUCCAAAACAGUUACUUGGCACUUUUGCAGCAAGUCAUUGCCAAUGGCCUACAUGGUCAGCUACUUGGUAGUGACAUUUCACUAAAAGACUUGUUGCUGGUCCUCAUUAAUACUGUUGAUAAAGAAAUUCAGCUCCUCUCGAACAUUGAUUCUACACAACAGUUUGACACUCAGCUCUUAAACGACAUUGUGGCGGCUCUUGGACUGGGGCAGAUAGAGAACCUGUUGUCAGGAGGUUCCCAGACAACCAGCAUGCACCCAGUCAUCAUGGGCGUCCUUCAGGUCUUGAACAAUGGGUCCAUCCAGAUUCUAAACAAAGAGGAGGGUUUUGCAGUUCUUCAAGCAAUUUUGAGCCAACUUGGAGCCAUCUUGCCACCAGAGCAGCAGUAUCAGUUAGAAGCAGGGCUAAAUAAGACUCAUGAUCUCAUUCGAGAUCUAGAGAUCUGUUCAGCUCUUGGCCAGGACUGUGUAGCUGAUAUCCAGAAUGUCUUUGAUAAUCUUGGUGCAAUGCUUGCAUUUGGAAAUAAUAUCACCAUGCCAACAACACCUCUUUGGGGUAACAUGACUCUCCCUGUUGCGCUUGAUGUACUCGCUCUGCUCCUGCCACGGAACAUGUCCUGGCCAGCAGAAGCCUCAAUGGAAAUUUCCAGGAAGAUUCAAUAUCUUCUUGAGCAGGCUUAUGCAUCUCCUAUUUUCAACAUCAGUCAAAGUCUACAAGCCUCCAAUCUCACCAUUUCUGAAUUAGAACAAGUCAAUACUGUAAUUCAUUCUAAUUGGUCAGCAUCCAUUCUGCAGGCUCUGAAUAUGGCCAUUCAGAUCCCACAGUGCGUGAACACUCAAACCACACAAUCUCCCCAAAAGCCUCUUGCUAAUGGACAGGCCAAAUGCGUCCUUCAGCUCAUCCAGACUGCUUCUGGUUUACUUGGAGUAAUACCUGUGGCAAAGAAUGCUCAAAUGACUCUUAACGAUUGGCUUAACAUCACUGCGGUAGAGUAUCAGAAACUAAAUAACAAGUCCAUCUCUGGAUCUGGCCCACUUGCAAUGACAGAAGAAGUGCUGAUAACAACAUUGUCAGCCAUCAGACAAAACCUUCAGGGUCUUGAUGUGGAGAACAUCACUGAUAUUACAAAUGAGCUCAACAUUCUGGAGGACCUCUUGAAAAAUGUAUUCAAAGAACAAUACCCAUACCACACCAUUAAUUCGACAUUGAUGGUGCAGGGGCAGUAUGCACAGAAGGUGUAUGGAGAAAUUACACUGUGGUAUUUAAACAAGCUUGGAAAUGACACCAGUGGCAGUGUGUUUUUAGAGAUUCUCCAUCAACUGAAACGCAUGACUGAAAUGCAGGUGGCACUCAUCAAUGCUAAAGCAGAUAUGGUGACACUAACAAUGAAUCAGAUCCAGAACUUGACCCAUGUGAGGCUUCCUCUGGAAGGCGAGGAUCUUGUACAAGUUGCCAAUACAAUCAUGACCAUGCUGCAGGGUGAACUGGCACUGAUUAAAGGAACUCUUGAGAUCCAGCAGGCGUUCUACGAUUCUCUAGGCGCCCCAAUGAACACCAGUAUUCCUGCUGAAAUUGAAGCUCAGAUCAUGACCUACCUCAACUUGGCAAGGGAGUGGAUCACUAACCCACAAUUGAUGACGGCACUUGCUAGAAUUUUCCAGUGGGAAAUUAGCUCUGUAGAUAUCACAACACCUGGGAAGGAUCUUGAACAGCUCCUCCAAGCCAUGGCUCCCCUUCUCUCCCCUGAGUACAGAGUCUUCAUUGCUGUUGCUGAACAGGUUUCUCAGGCAGUAAACUACACUCUACAGUUGGCUAGCACUGAUGGUGGUCUCCGAAGUGAAAAUUUUACAGAAGCUGUCAUUAACACAGUCAGAGUGGUUCUGAAAAGUAUUUCUAAUGAAACCGGAACUCUACCUCAGGAUGUGGUUAACAAUAUUCUUGGUGCUUUUAACAGUUCCCUUCAGCUGAUCAUAAACUCCAAUAUGAGCUAUGCCCAAACUAGCACCCUCACACAGGAGACUAUCCAGAUGGUAGAUGCAGUGAUUCAUACUCUUUUAAAAAUCUAGGCAGUUAUGGUGCUGGUUCCCAUUAAAAACAGCAUUUUAUCCUAUCUGAACAACAUCUCCCAGCCUGCUGGAUUUGAUCAGUGGAAUGAACUCAUUAAAAACAUGAUGACAGAGCUUCAGAAUUCCCUGCCAUCAAACAACACAGCUCAGCCCAUCAUAUCAAUGAUAAUCAAGGUCACAGAAAACCUUCUAAGCUCAAAUGAAGUCAACUUUACAAAGGACUGGAUC
This is a messenger RNA of Cyprinus carpio (common carp), 5163 nucleotides long. RefSeq lists its product as uncharacterized. Lineage: Eukaryota; Metazoa; Chordata; Actinopteri; Cypriniformes; Cyprinidae. The record is from RefSeq and is a predicted model, not a curated record.